Molecule: messenger RNA, 1197 nt
Organism: Trypanosoma cruzi
Lineage: Eukaryota; Euglenozoa; Kinetoplastea; Trypanosomatida; Trypanosomatidae
Exons: 1
Coding region: 1-1197 (398 amino acids)
Biological process (GO): glycolipid biosynthetic process
Cellular component (GO): plasma membrane; lipid droplet; mitochondrion
Source: RefSeq, a predicted model, not a curated record
AUGCAAAUGUCAAGGGAAUUCUCACUGAUUGUUCUUGGGGCCACAGGCUACACAGGCAAACUGGUUUGUGAGUAUCUCGCACGUCUGGGUUCGAGCAAAGUGGAACCUUGGGCGAUUGCGGGUCGCAAUAAGGAGAAACUUGAUCAACUGAAGCAGGAACUUGGCGUGAAUCUCUCUGUACUUGUUACAGACAUCACCAGUCCCAGUUCACUUGAUAAGCUCUGUGCCAGCACCAGUGUGCUCAUUUCAUGCGCCGGUCCCUUCACAUACUUUGGGAUGCCCGUUGUGGAGGCUUGCGUCCGCUGCCAGACGCAUUACGUGGACUCGACGGGUGAGUAUAAUUUUGUCCGUCAGGUUAUUGAGAAAUUUCACGAGGAGGCAAAGAAGCAGGGCGUUGCUCUGGUGUCCUGCUGCGGGUUUGGCAGCGUCCCUGGAGAUUUGGGCAACUACUUUGUGCGUCAAGGGCUCGGUUCAGAAGUGGCGGAAGUAAAGGCGUUUUACCAGAUGGCGCGUGACGGGAUGUCGGGUGGCACGGCACGCUCUGUUAUGGCGGCGCAUGAGUCGUGUGGUUUGGAAGACAAGGAUCCUUACAGCCUGCUCCCGAAAGACGCUCCACGGCCCCCUACAGCUCCUGCGCGGAGAGGUGUGUGGUACGACUUCUCGGAGAGGAGGCUGACGGGGCCGUCUUCGAUGUCUGCCACCAACGAACGCAUUGUGCGUCGCACGAACGCUUUGCUUGGCUACGGUGGCACGUACGUGGAGGCGAUUGAGGGGACUUUGGGAGCUGUUGUUGGCGCAACCAUCACGAAGUACAUGAUGACGGCGGUCCUUGCCGUUCCUUUUCUCCGUCGCUACGUCGCCGAAAAUUGGCUGCCUCCGGCUGGAACCGGUCCCACACAAUCGCAGAGAGAGGGGUUGUGGUACAAGUGCAUUUUUGUUGCCACCGACAAGUCUGGAAAGGUCCUGCGGAGGGUCUUUCUCUCGGACACAAGAGACGUGUACACGGCAAGCGGCAUUUACGUCGCCGAAUGUGCUCUCAGUGCGCUGCAGAUGGCCAAGGAAGGCACGCUGGGCUUCGGUGUAUUGACACCUAUGGCUGCCUUUGGCGACGUUUUGCUCCAGCGUGUUCGAAGCGCCGGCGUAGUCGUGGAAGUAGUGGAGGAGGCAACAACGGGUACAGCGACACCCGCGCAGUGA